Messenger RNA from Besnoitia besnoiti, 249 nucleotides. Its product is annotated as putative U6 snRNA-associated Sm family protein LSm6. Bases 1 to 249 code for a protein of 82 amino acids. Gene Ontology annotation, biological process: maturation of SSU-rRNA; mRNA splicing, via spliceosome. NCBI's taxonomy places the organism in Eukaryota, Apicomplexa, Conoidasida, Eucoccidiorida, Sarcocystidae. Gene Ontology annotation, molecular function: RNA binding. The record is from RefSeq and is a predicted model, not a curated record. The transcript is spliced from 3 exons. Gene Ontology annotation, cellular component: U4/U6 x U5 tri-snRNP complex; nucleolus; sno(s)RNA-containing ribonucleoprotein complex.
AUGGCGACGAACGCGAAGAAAUCGCCCAGUGACUUUCUGCAGAAAGUGAUAGGCCAGAAGGUCGUGGUUCGCUUGAGCAAUGGAACCGACUACCGAGGCGUCUUGACCUGCCUGGAUGACCGCAUGAACAUCGCUAUGGAUAAGACAGAAGAGUUUGUCGACGGCAACUUCAUCGGCUCCUACGGCCUCGCGCUUAUCCGCGGAAACAACGUGUUGUAUAUCAGCGCAGCGGAGGCCUCAGAGUCGUAA